This is a messenger RNA of Impatiens glandulifera, 2664 nucleotides long. RefSeq lists its product as uncharacterized. Bases 1 to 2664 code for a protein of 887 amino acids. Gene Ontology annotation, biological process: lipid droplet organization; lipid storage. NCBI's taxonomy places the organism in Eukaryota, Viridiplantae, Streptophyta, Magnoliopsida, Ericales, Balsaminaceae. The record is from RefSeq and is a predicted model, not a curated record. The transcript is spliced from 6 exons. Gene Ontology annotation, cellular component: endoplasmic reticulum membrane.
AUGAACAAAGGUGCAAGUGAUGCGCUAGCGCCAUACAUCUUAUGGGUGAAGCUCAGAUGCGAAACCAAGUUAUCCGACAUGCUCCCAGGUUUCAGUGGCAACAAACAGUGGGACAAGCUCAUUCAGCUGGAAGAAAGGGCACUUACUUUGGCUAACACUAACCUAAUCCAACCGGCGUUUAACAAAGCUCCGGUAAUCCUUGAAAAUGCUCGGUUACAGGCUGUUGAAAAUGCUUUUCAAGACACCCAAGGAAAGACGCUAAACCCGAUCGAAAUGAGGAUGGCCGAACGAUUUCUUGGGGUACGAGAACAGCUUGUGCGAAAUCUUGAUCGUCUUGACAUGCAAUGGUGGAAAAGUUUCCAACGUCAAUUCAACAAUGCCGAGUUAUAUCAAAUGAUGAUCGAGUUUCAUGAGGUUUUAGAACAAACUUUAGAAUUCAAUGUCAUACCAAGAUAUAACGACGGGAGAACAACAAUAUUGAAACUCAAAACAUUAGUGAGCUUUGUUCUUCUCCUCAACAAUAUAGAGUCCAAGAAAAAGAUAACAUAUUUACCAAGAUUAACCCAAAUGGACUUAUAUGAUUGGAUGAAACUCUGUUGCCUUAAUGGAGCGGACAAAUUACUAAUGUCAAGAAGAAGAUCACCAUUGUUGUUCAACUGUUUCGAUCAUUAUCAUUAUUCUGAAACCCAUCAGAUAGAUGCCAAUAUCAACUCUAUGAAGAUCAUCCGUCGUCCAAACAUUCUAUUUUCAUUUCCACUUUUGAUCAUUAAAGCAAUCACUUUCCAAAUCAACUUGAUUUCAACCCUUUUCACAAUACCCAUUUGGAUAUCAUACUAUACAACCAUGUUCAUCAUCUCCCCAACUCAAACUUUGUCGAUUAUGAAACAGAACUUUAAGAACAGAUUGAUUACAACAAUGUAUUAUCUUUGUGAUGUCACCACUGGUACUACUUCUAGUUCUGUUUCGACAUCGACGGGUAGGAUUAAUAAUGGAGGAAGAGGAAUGAUUCGAGAUGUUGGAUUGAGAAUUGGGUGGGCAUUGUUUUCUGCAGUUUAUGUUGGAUUUGUUCUUGUUGCAUUGCUUGUUGUUGGGUUUUUGAUUGGGAGUUUGAUUGUUAGAUGUUUAGUACAAGGACCGAUUGAACUUGGGAAACAUUCUUUGAGGUUUGAUUAUACCCAAGUUAGUCCUUCUGCGGUUGUUCCGAUUGUGUCUCCGGCGGCGGCGGCGGCAGUUCGUUAUAGGUCAUCGGAUGAUGAUGGGAUUUGUUUGAGCAAUAAUGUUCCUGAUAAUCAUAAGCUUAGGCUUAUUGUUUCCUUGGUGUUGCCUGAAUCUGAAUUCAAUAUGAAUCUUGGUGUAUUUCAGGUUAGGGUUGAGUUCAUAUCAAGAAAUGGUAGCAUAACUGGCAGUUCAAGCCAUCCAUGCAUGAUGAAAUACAAAAGUGGGAUGAUCCAUUUGACUCAAACCCUUUUGAAGAUGGUUCCUAUUCUUGUUGGUUUUGAAUCCGAAUCUCAACUCUUGACAAUUCCAUUCAAAGAUUUCACCUCUGAAACUCAGUUGAAACCAAGUCAUUUCUUGAAAGUGGUGUUACUUCAGAGACCACAAUUUCUUCUUCCCGGCGCCGGAAUUCCCCACAUUUAUACGGCCGACAUAGCUGUUGAAACCGAGCUUCCUCCCUUUAAAAGGUGGUUAUGGUCUUGGAGAAGAACAAUUUAUGUUUGGAUCAGUUUGGUUUUAUUCUUCAUGGAACUGGCUUAUGUUAUGUUGUUCUUCAGGGCUUUGCUUAUUCCGGGAAGAUUAAGAACAAAGCUCAGAUUGCUGAGUUUUAGAAGGAAUUCUAUUCAAAUGUACUUCUGUAGAGUUGUUCGGAUCAUAGACAUAUUACUAGAGCAUAGGGUUGUGGAUACGUCGUGUCGCCCUUUUAGGUUCGAGAAUAAGUGGAUGAUCAGGGAAGAAUUUGUGACGUGUGUGCAAGAAUGGUGGGGGUCUCAAGUUCCUUCUAGUUCGGCAUCAUCGAAACUUUUUAUGAAUUUGAAGAACUUACAUAAGCUACUAAAAAGUUGGUAUGUGGGUGAACGUGCAAUGUUUUAUGCAAAAGUCGAGGAUUUAUGUACUAAGAUUAAUGUUCGCGAUGAGGUGGAAGAGGUUCGUGACUUUUUGGUGAAAGAGGUUCGUGACCUUUUGGUAAAAGAGCAAAUUUUAUGGGAGAUUAGUGUCUUCGUUAAACUUGAUAUUGAAAAAGCCUAUUAUCGUGUUAAUUGGGAAUUUUUAUUCGAUGUAAUGGGUAGAAUAGGUAUUAGAGAGAAGUGGAUAGAUUGGAUCAAAUUAUGCGUGUCGACAGCUAAGUUCUCUAUAAUUGUGAAUAGAAGCCCUAAAGGUUUUUUCGAAAGCUCAAGGGGAAUCAGGCAGGGUGAUCCUCUUUCCCCAUUCCUGUUUGUAAAUGUCAUGGAAGCUUUUUUAAGAAUGUUGGCUUUUGCCGAGAAUACUAGCCUAAUUAAAGGAGUGGAUUGUGGGAUGAGGAGGUCUCCAUUUGUCAUUUGCCAUUUGUCAUUUGUCAUUUCUUUUUACGAACGAUACCUUAUACAUGAUUCAAGCCACUCGUUGAAAUUUCAAGCAUCUUCGGGAUAUUCUCUAGUUGUUUGGAGCAUAUUCUGGAUUGCGAGUUAA